Molecule: messenger RNA, 1179 nt
Organism: Impatiens glandulifera
Lineage: Eukaryota; Viridiplantae; Streptophyta; Magnoliopsida; Ericales; Balsaminaceae
Product: putative pectinesterase 11
Exons: 5
Coding region: 122-1087 (321 amino acids)
Biological process (GO): cell wall modification
Molecular function (GO): pectinesterase activity
Source: RefSeq, a predicted model, not a curated record
AGGUUUCUUCAUCUUCAUGACCUUCCUCCCCCCAUUUCAACUUCCACCUUUUGAACUUCUUCAACACAGUAGUGUUAUUGAUCAGUACUUCUCUCUUCAAAGAAGCACAGGUUAAUGAUCCAUGGGGAUUGUUAUUAUAAGGGGUGGUGGUGGUGUUCUUGUUCCUGUUUCAGCAUUGGGGAUUGUAAUAGUAUUCUGCUGGCUCAUGGCCGAAGCCAAAUCUACUGCAGUUCUGUUUCGGGUUGAUCAAUAUGGGAAAGGAGGGUUUAAGAAGAUACAGGACGCCAUUGAUGCUGUUCCUCAUAACAACAACCGUGUUGUUUUCAUUUGGGUUAAGCCAGGAGUUUACAGAGAGAAGAUUAUUGUUCCAGCUGACAAGCCUUUCAUUACUCUUAGCGGUACUUUGGCUUCUAACACCAUAAUAACGUGGAAUGAAGGUGGGAACAUUCUAGAAUCCGCCACUGUUACAGUUCUAGCUUCUGAUUUCGUCUGCCGCUACCUCACAGUUCAGAACACUUAUGGAAGUGAAGACAAGGCAGUGGCACUGAGAGUGAAGGCGGAAAGGGCUUCCUUUUACGAUUGCAGGAUCCUCUCGUACCAAGACACUCUAUUUGAUGAAUCAGGAAAGCAUUACUACAAGAACUGUUACAUUGAAGGAGCCACUGACUUCAUUUGUGGCAACGGGGCUUCCCUUUUUCAAGGGUGCCAUUUGCAUUCGGUUUCGAAAGUGGGAGGGGCGAUCACAGCUCAGAAGAGGACAUGGCGGUGGCAGAAAACAGGGUUCACCUUCUUUGGGUGUAAAAUUACUGGUUCCGGGAGCGCUGUAUUAGGAAGGCCAUGGGGGGCUUACUCCAGGGUGGUAUUUAUCCUUACUUAUAUGUCUAAAGUGGUGCUUCCACAGGGCUGGGAUGAUUGGGAAGACCAAAACAAGCACAGAAGUGUAUAUUAUGGAGAGUACAAUUGCUAUGGGGCAGGGGCAAACAGAGGAAGAAGGGUAAAAUGGUCAAGAAGUUUGUCUAAAUAUGAGGCCCAAGCAUUUAUCAAUAGUAGACUUAUGCUUGCUCAAAUCAAGACAAGCUUGACUUAGAGCUUCUCCCACACUAUUUCAGAAAUCAUCAUCAAUGUACAUGAUAUUUAAUUAUUUAUAUUUUAUACAUGUGCACAGGAUUGAUCAAUUCU